Molecule: messenger RNA, 585 nt
Organism: Protopolystoma xenopodis
Lineage: Eukaryota; Metazoa; Platyhelminthes; Monogenea; Polystomatidea; Polystomatidae
Source: the annotation of a GenBank genome assembly
AUGGAAUUGUCUCUGCUCUCUUGCACUGAGUCACAGCGCUUCAUAACACGCAUUCUUCAUCUGUCUGCCGAUUCAUGUCUUGAGACUAACAGUUCCGACGAUGAGGUUGGUGUGGUUGGCCGUACUCGAUUUUCUGGACAGAGACAUCAUACUCCCACCAGCAAAGCAGCAUUCAAUAGUUCAAGCCAGCAAUUCCGACCACAAGAAAAGGUGCGAGUUGACUCCAGAAUGCAAAGUCUCCAUGCUUUCCUCUCGACUCCUGAUGCACUGUCAAGCCGAAAGCUGCCCUCAGUUAGUACUUGUUCUAUCUUUGAUCAAAGUACUAAAUAUAAUACAAGCCACCAUGAAGUCACCGCCCCUACGGAAUCUUCAGGGCAACCCACCCGAUCUGAUUGUGACGAGGCGAGUGAUUUCCCUAUCUGUUCGUACGAAAAACUGCGAACAGAUAUAGAUUCUGCCCAGCCCAAUGCCGGUGCCGUAUCGUAUAGGCCAUCUAUCCCUUUAGUACGUGAUAACCCAGAACACACAGGUUUGGAGAAUGGAUCUGGAGAAGAGUCGGUUGCCUUGCUCUCUAGUGACAGGUAA